Messenger RNA from Thermochaetoides thermophila DSM 1495, 2508 nucleotides. Its product is annotated as putative specific transcriptional repressor protein. The record is from RefSeq and is a predicted model, not a curated record. Bases 1 to 2508 code for a protein of 835 amino acids. The transcript is spliced from 3 exons. Gene Ontology annotation, biological process: regulation of transcription by RNA polymerase II. Gene Ontology annotation, molecular function: RNA polymerase II cis-regulatory region sequence-specific DNA binding; DNA-binding transcription factor activity, RNA polymerase II-specific. Lineage: Eukaryota; Fungi; Ascomycota; Sordariomycetes; Sordariales; Chaetomiaceae.
AUGGACCCGGGCCACGAUCCCCUCGCCUUAGGCAAGACUCGAAAACGUCCGCGUUCGCGAGGCUCGACGGCCAGCAUUCAUAGUGCCACGACCCAGGGCAACCUCGAGCACAGCUUUGCCGAGUCGGCCGACGUCUACUCGUCUCAAUGGCUUCCGAAUGAGCCGUCUCAUCAGCGCGAGCUCUCCAAUGGAUCGUCGCAAAUGACCCCCGAAGACCUCAUCUUGGCCUCGCAACUCCAAGCCAGCCGCGACUUUUCCAUGGACCCUGCUGCUGUCAACGCUGUCAGCCAAGUCAACGCAGUGAGCUCGGUGAGCGCGCCCAUGCAGAACACCAUGCAGGGCGUGCAACCAGUGCAGAGCGUCCAGAGCGUCCAGAGUGUGCAAAGCGUACAGAAUGUAUCAUUCCACGGUCAUACCAUGAGCCGCCAGUCUCUGUCAGCCGACUCGUUCGCCGGAAACACCAGCUUCGCCGACGACAGCCAGAUGGACCGUGACGACCAAGACGACCACAAUAACUCGUUCCAGCUGACUGCGCCGCCGCGGUCCAGCUCGCGGUCCAAUGCGAACAACGAGCUGGAGAUGCGCCAGCUGUUCCUUGCAAACAAACACCGCACUCUCCAAGAGGUUGCCGCAGAGCUGCAUGGCAAUGAGCGCGGCCCCAACAGCGAGCGCACACGUCAGGUAUUCGCCAUGCUUUGGAUCAGCCAGGUGUGCUCAACGGGUAAGGGCUCCGUUCCCAGGGGUCGCGUGUACGCGAACUACGCGUCACGAUGUGCUACAGAAAGGAUCACCGUCUUGAAUCCGGCUAGCUUUGGCAAGCUGGUGCGCGUCCUAUUCCCUGGGCUCAAGACACGCCGUCUGGGUGUCCGCGGCGAGUCCAAGUACCAUUAUGUCAAUUUCCAGUUGAAGGAGGAGCAGCCAGACAUCCGCGAGCCCCCGUUACCGGCCCCGUUACCCAUGCCGGAGAACGGUUCUUUCAACCAGUCUUUCAACUCUCUCCCUCAUAACAACAAUAACUCGGCAUCGCGACCUGACAAGCCCCUAUCAACGCUUCCCCCGUCCCAACAAUCAGACAUGAGACCGGUGCGGUCAAAUGAAUACCAGCACAGUCUCUAUAACCAACCACAAGUGGCCAGCUAUGACCAGCUACAAGCUACAACGACCAAGACACCUCAAUUACUUCGUUUCUCGACAGAGCCGGAAGAGCCGUUCAGACAAUCAGACCCCAUCGUGUUGCCGAGAAUCGAGCCCUAUCUCCCCAGUGGUACUGACCCAGACGCGGCAAAGUCGCUCAUGGCUCUGUACCGUUCAUACUGCACAUCGCUUGUUGAGUGUAUUCGGUACUGCAAGGAGAAGACCUUCUUCCACUUGUUUACAUCCUUCCAGGGGACCCUCACAAUGCCGGUGCAGAAGCUGUUUGCGCACCCGUCUGUCGCGCCAUGGAUCGAGGAGUGUGAUUUCAUUCUGUACCAGCGCAUGAUGAAGAUAGUUUCCGGAUUAACACUCCAGGUUGUGCCAAAGCCGGUACUUGACACGCUGCGCAAUAUCUCGGAACGCCUUGUCUCACACAUCCGAGAAGCCUUUCAAGGACAGCCGCAACAUGUUAUCCGAGCCAAGGAGGCGCCAGCGACCCUCUUUGCGGGAUUACUCGACCGCGCCCUGAGGGUUAACCUUACCGCUCACGCUGCUGCCAACAUGUUAUCCAAUCCAGCGAACCGUGAUCUUAUGUACAUGGAAUUCAUCUCCAUGAUCAAUGUCCGCAAAGUCGCCGAGUGCAUCCCGGCACGGGGGAUGGAUGAUGUGGUCAACAUCCUGCUCAAUGAGAUGCGGGAUCUACUCGACCCGGUCAACGUGCCUUGGGAGAUCGAAUGUUUGACGAUGCACGGAGAAGUAGCACUUCGUAAUGGAAAGCAACCGCAGGAAGGAGUGAAUGGGCAAAGCGAGAACAGUAACGUGUUGGAUCGCUGGGUUAAUUUCCUGCGGUCCCUGCCCAACCGGUUUCCCUAUGCGUCAGCGACCGACCUUGUCUGGGGUGUCCAGCGGCUUGGUACAGCCAUCUUGAGAGACCUUACGAUCGGCCAGGGUAAGAGCUUUGGGUCGUGGUGGGUGACCAAGUGCUGGGUGGACGAGAUGAUCCAGUUCAUGGCCGAGCAAGGAGGGUUCAUGCAGCAGAGGUCGGCUCAGAUCCCCCUCCAUGUGCCCAAACGGCCUGCGUCCGAGAAGGAGCUCAGCAAUGCCGGCUCGCGCUAUAGCAGUGCCAGCGAGGCUGACUUCAACAUGUCCCGCAUCUCGGAGCCCCAACCGGAUCGUGCGCCGUUCCCCUCGAACCCGUCACCGACGUCGACGACGGCGACGGCGAACAACCCGCAGACGAAUCAUGAUGACAGUGGAAUCGGGAUUAGGACGCCCGAUGAAGAUCUGCCUGGCGACAAGUUCACGUUGACCUCCGCGAAUAGUCAGGAUCUAUUCGCUGGCACGGAACUUCAAGACCAGAUGAGCGGGAUAUGA